AUGGUUAAAAUUAAGACGAUGUUCAAAGCGCUACGGCGCUUGCACGGCCAGAAUCUGGAAAGCAGAGGUCUCAAUGAUAUGACGGAAGCGUUUCAGUCAUUUUUUACUAUAAAUUUCUUUGUAAAUACGCCUCUUCUGCUAAACACGUUCGAUUUUAGACGAACCUGGUCCCAUUCUGCGGCCGAGUUCAUCAAAUAUCGACGUCUUCUGCCGAUGCUCCUAGCAGACGGACAGCACUUUGACUCGGCUGAAACAGAUGAUUUCGAUGCAUCGUUGGCCAAUUACGCAAAAUCAAAGGAGGAGCGGAAAAUCAUUGUGACAAACAUAUCACCUCGAGUGACACCAUCACAGCUUCAGUCGUUCUUCUCAAAAUUCGGAAAGGUGUCGCAUUGCUCGCUGCCACGAGAAGACAGACGAACUUCUAUGUUUGGCACGAUGCCGAAGUUUCUGAAAAACUGUGGCACAGCGACUUUGACAUUCAAAAAGGCUGAGGAUGCUGACAGAGCGAAAAAUGCUACACCUGAAGAGCUCAAAUUUUAUGAUCAGUGUAUGGUCGUGGCACCGGUCAGUUGCAUUUCGAUUUUAAUUAUUUUACUUUAUGACUUAGUCUUGGGUGUACUUACUAACUCACUUUCUACUUACCCCUAUGAGUAUUCACCCUAG
Messenger RNA from Cooperia oncophora, 663 nucleotides. Lineage: Eukaryota; Metazoa; Nematoda; Chromadorea; Rhabditida; Trichostrongylidae. The record is from the annotation of a GenBank genome assembly.